Molecule: messenger RNA, 1968 nt
Organism: Aspergillus puulaauensis
Lineage: Eukaryota; Fungi; Ascomycota; Eurotiomycetes; Eurotiales; Aspergillaceae
Product: Zn(II)2Cys6 transcription factor
Exons: 3
Coding region: 1-1968 (655 amino acids)
Biological process (GO): DNA-templated transcription; regulation of DNA-templated transcription
Cellular component (GO): nucleus
Molecular function (GO): transcription cis-regulatory region binding; DNA-binding transcription factor activity, RNA polymerase II-specific; zinc ion binding
Source: RefSeq, a predicted model, not a curated record
AUGACGGCGAAGAGGCCCAGCGCCACCAACGCCUGUCUUCCAUGCCGCAAGGUGAAGAUGAAGUGCGUCUCGUCAGGGGCUGGCGAUAAAUGCAGUCGCUGCGCCCGCAAGUCGCUGCCCUGCGUCUUCCAGCAGCACUGUCGCGGCCGAAAGCCGGGCACCCGGCUGUCCAAGAAAGAGGCGCAUGGGCCCGAUCCGUCGCCCUCAGGCCCCAGGGACUCGGACUUCUGGGCCGAGUCGGAGGGAUUCCAGCCGCACAGCCUGUUGAGCCACCAGGCAAUGCAGGGCCGGUUCUCGCUGCAGAACAUCCUCAGCGUCAACCACGGCCCUGGCCCUGCUGACUCUGGGAUGUCGACUCCAGACGCGAUCUCCCCGGAGGAUCCGAUCGUGCUGGAUCUGGUCAACGCCCACGUCGCGUCGUGCCUGCUGGAGUAUUUCAUGCACAGGAUCAACCCGUACAUCAGCCAGCUGGACCCGGCCCUGCAUUCCUUUUCUUACCUGCGCAAAUCCCCCUUCCUGCUGACUGCUGUGCUGGCUGCCGCUGCAAAGGCGUUCGAGUCGUCGCUGUACCCUGGCCUGCAUGCGCACGCCGAGCAUCUCUUCGUCGAGAGCUUCCGACGCGGUGACAAGUCCACCGAAGUCAUCCAGGGCAUCCUCCUCCUCACGUACUGGAAGGAGCCCAACGACACCAGAGCAUGGACCUCAGUCGGCCUCGCGAUCCGCAUUGCCAUGGAACUGGGCUGGCAUAGGCUGUCACCGCAAGUCAGCCGCAGGCCAGGCCUGAGCGAGAUCGAGCGUCGAGAAAUCCGAAAUGUCGAGCGGACGUUCCUGGUUCUGUUUGUAUACGACCGCAGUCUGGGCCUGCAAACAGGGAAGCCCUGGAUGAUCGAGCGAAACGACUUGACCGAGUGUGUCGACAACUGGUGGCAGGACCCCGUUUCAAUCCUCAACGACCGAUUGCUCUGCAGCUUCGUGACUCUCCGACUGCUCACGGCAGACACAUUCGACCUGCUCAUCCCCUCAACGACAAACUCCAUGUCUCGCCUCGAGCGCACCAUCACCGUCCUGGACCGCCGCAUCCACGCCUGGCAGAGCAACUGGGUCGGGAUCGUAUGCGCAGGUCGAGCACUGGACGAACUCGAACCAGUUCCGCGCUGCCACGCCUUCAUGAUCAGGUUCUACGGAUCCCAUCUCCGCCUGCAGCUCUUCUCGACGCCGCUGCAGGAGACCGGCAUCCAGAACGUAGACCGGAUCUACGACCUGAAGCCCUUCUGGCUUAGCUAUCAGAGCGCCCUCGCCAUGCUCGACCUUGUAGCGGAGUCCUCGGCCCUGCUGUAUCUAGUCCAGGACUCGAUCCACGUUAUGACCGCAUACGCCGCCAUCUUCCUAAUCAAGCUCCUCCUUUCUUCCCCCAUCGCCGUCGGACAGGAGAUAGAGCCCACAGUUACCAAAGCCAUCCACGACGCGGCCAACGCAUUCGCUGCGUUGUCGGCACCGCCCAACUCGAGCUGUACCUACCAGGCGCGGUUCCUGGAUAAAGCUCUGCAAGAAUUCGCACGCAUAAGCCGCAGGCGGAUGAAAAACACCAGCUCCAAAAUAGAAUCGCCUUCGUCUGUUCAAGGAGGUACCGGUAACCCCCAUCCACCCCGGCGCGAGCAGUACCCCAGUAUCAUCAACUCCGAUAUGCCCUCCAGGCCGUUGCAGGAUCCUGGCGAUUCGGGAUUAGGGGUCAUGCAUGUCCCUCAGUCUGCGGUCCCUGCGGCUGCGGUGCCUGCGGUAUAUCCGCAAUAUAAUGGACCUGUUCCAGAGGGUCGAGACGGACUGGACCAGCAGUCGUUGAGCGUGGGGUUUGAGCUGCAGAACCAGGUCAGCGAGAACUGGGACUUUCUGCUGGGCGAUGAGAGUCGAUGGGAUGAUAUGUUUGCCAGUGCCGGGUUUAGUAUUCAGGAGGGGGUGUUUUGGUGUUAG